UCAUUUUAAAGAGUCAUUUAAAAGAACCGACGUUUUGGCGAAUCUCCCAUCCAUUACCAGGCACUGGGGGAGGAGAAUGACAGAAAAGUGGGGGGUUUUGUCAGGAAGAUUUUGGGACACUAAAGAAGCAACAGAACACAAAAACAACCUCUAAACUUGUCCAAACAUCUCUCAGGCAUUGACAGAAGUGUUACGGCCAUUUUGUCCUACUUAUUAUAUCUCCAUUGCUGGUUUUUGUUGGACACCAUGUGCUCGAGUGUAUCGGGUGCUCUGUUGCUGACGAGCUUCUACGUGUGUUUGUCGGCAGUACGUUCGUGUUUGAUAAUCAGCGAAGUGAACUGCGAUAAUCCCAGCCUUGACACAGAAGAAUUUGUAGAGUUGUUCUCGCUAAGCGGUGGCUCCACCUCUCUGAACGGCUACACCCUCGUUUUCUAUAACGGCAACGGCAAUGUGGCGUAUCGCAUCGUGGACUUGAGCGGGCACAGCACCGACGAACGAGGAUUCUUCCUCAUUGGCUCGGCUAAGCUUCAGCCAUCUCCAGCUAUCCAGCUUCCACCAAACUCGGUCCAGAACGGCCCUGAUGCCAUCGCCUUGUACGGCCCAUCCUGGGCUCCUGUAACUGAGAACGGGAACGUCUCUGCUAUCGGGCUGCUGGAUGCCAUAGUUUACACAUCUCGCCGAGUAACAGGCACCGCCGAUGUGUUGUCACGUGUCCUCACACCAGGUUCUUUUCCAUAUGUUGAGGAUGAUCAGUUUAUAGAGGGAGACGAGUCCAUCCAGAGGUGUUGGCUUUCGGAUAAUUACUACAGCUUUCAAAAUGCAGCACCCACCCCUGGACGGCCCAAUAUCUGUCCGCCGUCGAACCCCGGGCACCUGUGGAUCAACAGGAUCCAGUUAAGUGGUGGAGCACUGACAGGACCUGUAGAGAUCAGUGUUGGGACAGAGAGAGGGGACAUGGCGGUGGUGGUGUACAACGUGCAGACAGACACAGUGAAGACCAGUGUCGGAUUUUACGCCGGUGAACCUGGGAAUGUUUUUGUAAAUUUUAACACAACCACUUUUUCAGAUUUAGACGGUUGGGCGUUGGCGGUGUACCAGGGGAAGGUUGAAGAUUUCCAAAAAGGCAGCCUGCUCAAUCAACUGCAACCACUCGAUGCCUUCGUCUGCAGCGGACUUACUAACGCACCGAGUGCCAUUCUCACAGAGACUCUCAUACCAGGCAGGAAAGCCUUCAAGCUCGACAGCAGGUUUUCAGAAGUUGAUGCUUGCGUCACCCGGUGUGGUGCAGCUCACUGGGCGAGAGAUCCCGGAGUAUUUCAACAUCAGGUCCAGAGACCGAGCGAGUCCAUCCAGUGCAAGUGGUAUAACACUUGCCCUUACAGCACUGCUGUCAACAUGACCGACGAACCUCUCGAUCCCUGGUCAGACAACGAUGGCGACUUCCUGAUCAGCGAGGUGAACGCGGACACGCCAGGUUCUGCGGAAGAUGAGGAGUUUGUGGAACUCUGGCAUCCGUCCGGCCGCCGGACUUCACUCACUGGCAUCUGGGUCCUGCUGAUCAACGGCAACAAUGGAAAAAUAUACCGUGAAAUUGAACUCCACGGACACUACACAGACAAUCACGGCUACUUCUUGAUUGGCAGUGAAAAGCUCAAACCGCAGAUCGCUCUACCACCAAAUACUAUCCAAAACGGGCCAGAUGCCAUAGCGAUAUACCGUUCGACAUCCCCCCCCUCCAUCGAGAACACCAUCGUUCCCAGGAAUGGGCUCCUAGAUGGCUUGGUGUACCGAUCGCGUAGUUCAGACCGAGACUGGGCAGAUCUCAUCAAAGCUCUGACUCCAGGACAACUCCCCCUGCUGGAAGACACCACGUCACUUGACGGAGACGAGAGCCUCAGCAGAUGCGGUCUAAACCGCGUCGACCUGAACUCUUUCAGGGUCUCGUCUCCCACGCCAAUGAAAGAGAACGAUUGCCCCCGCCCCCCUAAAGACCUGGUCAUUAACGAGGUGGGCGGAGUCUUAGGAGUCGACGUCUUUGUGGAACUUACUGGCCCGUCGUUGGCUCCUUUACAUGGCACGGUCAUAGUGCUUUACGAGCUCUACGCUACGACGAGACACGUCAUUCCGCUAGAAGGAGCGCUAGGAAACGAUGGAUUCUUCCUCCUGGCCAACUAUUCCAGUGCUGAUCAGAGUUUGCCUGCCCUGGCGUCUCUCGGUGCAGUCUGGUUGUGUUACGGCUUGCCAAGCGUGUGUAGCAGCGAAUCGAAGGUUCAGGACGUGUUCUUGCUCUCUAACAAAUCAAGCCUGCGUCCUUUUCUCCACACAGUUACCCAUCAGGUUGUGCACCCAGUAGCCAGUUACGAUUCCGUCUCGCGCUGUGCGAUGAACCUAUCUGCUGCCUGGACCGCCUCCUACCCAACGCCCCGCCUCCCAAACCUCUGCCCAAACUCCACCCACUCUGUCCACAUGGACCUGUGCCUGCAAGAGUCAGAUUCUCACAUCACAUGUACAGCGGAGGGGUUUGCAGAGCUCCUGGAGCGUUCCUGUCAGUGUGGAAUCUCUGGUGCUCACCUUGCAGGUGUGAAUUUAACCUGCAUAUCUGAGCGCCUGUACGCAGAAGGUCCUGUAUUUGCACUGUCCAGUCACCAGAGGGAGCUUGUGGCACAGGCACUACAGAAAACACACACACACUCCUGCAGCAUAAUCCAGGAACGGCUUUACAACAAAGAGUCCUCGCUGGGGCUGCAGGUGGGACUGGUGUUAACAGUGGUGCUGCUGUGUGCUCUAGGAGGAGCCAUCUUCUUCUAUCUGUACAAGAAAAAACGGCCUCAAGACUACUAUUCAAUGGAGCUGAAUGAACAUGACUCACCCAUGGAUCUCUAGUGCGUGUGUGUGCGUGUAUGUGUGUGUGUGUGUGCGUGAGCGUGCGUGCGUGAGCGUGCGUGCGUGAGCGUGCGUGCGUGAGCGUGCGUGCGUGAGCGUGCGUGAGUGUGUGUGCGUGAGUGUGUGUGCGUGAGUGUGUGUGCGUGAGUGUGUGUGUGUGCGUGAGUGUGUGUGCGUGAGUGUGUGUGCGUGAGUGUGUGUGCGUGAGUGUGUGUGCGUGAGUGUGAGUGCGUGCGUGAGUGUGCGUGCGUGCGUGAGUGUGCGUGCGUGCGUGCGUGAGUGUGCGUGCGUGCGUGAGUGUGCGUGCGUGCGUGAGUGUGCGUGCGUGCGUGAGUGUGCGUGCGUGCGUGAGUGUGCGUGAGUGUGCGUGCGUGCGUGCGUGAGUGUGCGUGCGUGCGUGCGUGAGUGUGCGUGCGUGCGUGAGUGUGCGUGCGUGCGUGCGUGAAUGUGCGUGCGUGAGUGUGUGCGUGCGUGAGUGUGUGCGUGCGUGAGUGUGUGCGUGCGUGAGUGUGUGCGUGCGUGAGUGUGUGCGUGCGUGAGUGUGUGCGUGCGUGCGUGAGUGUGUGCGUGCGUGAGUGUGUGCGUGCGUGAGUGUGUGCGUGCGUGUGUGAGUGUGUGCGUGCGUGUGUGAGUGUGUGCGUGCGUGAGUGAGUGCGUGAGUGUGCGUGAGUGCGCGCGUGUGUGCGUGCGUGAGUGUGCGUGUGUGCGUGCGUGAGUGUGUGCGUGAGUGUGUGCGUGCGUGCGUGAGUGUGUGUGUGCGUGCGUGUGUGUGUGUGAGCACAUUUUAAAGGAAGUUUAUUUUUAUGAUGUCAUUAAACUGAGUGUUUUAUUUUUUACACAAAGGUACUCUGUGUUUUAUUAAAAAAAUUUUACAUAGCAACUUGUUUUUUUUUUUACUGUUUGUUUAAAUGUUUUUUUAUAGACCUCGAAUAUUCCUGCAGUUCCGUUUGUGUUGUUACGGAUUUUUGCGUGUAAGCUUUUACAGUAAAAAAGUUUCCUUUUAAAUAUUAGCCCCAUGCAUUCAGGUGUCCAUGUAAUGUUCUGUGGAUUUUACACAAUGUCGAACGUAUCGUCCGUAUGAUUGGUUACUUUAACAUCUGUUAUCGAUUAUUUUCCUGUUACUGCUUAUCGUUUUUUUGGAAAACCACUACAGUAUUGUGUUUUGAAUAAACAGGGUCCCUGAUAAACACA
Messenger RNA from Tachysurus vachellii, 4074 nucleotides. RefSeq lists its product as uncharacterized. NCBI's taxonomy places the organism in Eukaryota, Metazoa, Chordata, Actinopteri, Siluriformes, Bagridae. The coding region runs from base 247 to 2883 and encodes 878 amino acids. The record is from RefSeq and is a predicted model, not a curated record. The transcript is spliced from 13 exons.